Molecule: messenger RNA, 537 nt
Organism: Rosa rugosa (rugosa rose)
Lineage: Eukaryota; Viridiplantae; Streptophyta; Magnoliopsida; Rosales; Rosaceae
Product: protein WUSCHEL-like
Exons: 1
Biological process (GO): plant organ development
Molecular function (GO): DNA-binding transcription factor activity; DNA binding
Source: RefSeq, a predicted model, not a curated record
AUGGAACCACAUACCCAGCAACCAACCGAGGAUGGAGGAAGCAACAAAGCAGCCGGGAGUAGUGCUAACAUGUUUUGUAGGCGGAGCAGUACCAGGUGGACUCCCACUACAGAUCAGAUAAGAAUCCUCAAGGAGCUUUACUACAACAAGGGAGUUAGGUCCCCAAAUGCAGAGCAAGUUCAGAGGAUCUGUCUCCAGCUGAAACGGUACGGAAAGAUCGAGGGCAAGAACGUCUUUUACUGGUUUGCGAACUACAAGGCUCGGGAGAAGCAGAGGAAGAGGUCCACUUUGGAUGUUCAUGUGCCCAUGCAAAGAUCAGGGCUUGUUGGUAAUGGUACCAAUUGGAAACCUGAGGAUCAGUAUAUUAACUUCGGAUCUUCUGCAUUUGCUUCUGCUUCUUCAGCUGGUGUGAUUGCUUUUAACGGGCAAAUGGGGAGCUAUGGUGGUUAUGGAUCCAUGAGCAUGGAGAUUGAAACCCUUCCUCUGUUCCCCAUGCACGGUGAAGACAUUUUUGGCAACAUGAAGACUACUUCCGAU